AUGCUUUUGACGUAUGGAGGACGCGGUUUGCAAAGAACGUACUACAAUGCUGGACCGGCGCAGGAUGAAAUUCAUCCGGAACCAACCCGAAUCCCCUAUCGUCCAGAAGAAGAACCGGAAUAUGACAACGCAAUAAAACGACUCAACAAGUUUUUCAUCGGUAAACAUAACGAUCGAGUUGAGUUAGAGAUAUUCCGUUCAAUGCGACAGUCGAAUGAAGAAGCAUUUAAUCUAUUCAUUUUACGUCUCCGAGAGCAAGCGGUGCGGUGCGACUUUGGCGAAAGAAUCGAGAAGGAAAUUAUGCAGCAGGUUACCAUGGGCGCUCGCGAUGAGAGGGUCCGCGACAAAGGGAUGGAGAAUAUUAUGACACUUGACGAAAUAACAAAUUACGCCGUAAAUCGUGAAAUGCUUUGUAAACAAAAAGAAAGAGCUAAGGCUGUUGCUGAUGAGCCUCUGGUGGCCACUAUUCGAGAAGAGAAUAAGAAUAGAGGCGGCCUAUUUCGUCGAGCACCUUAUCGAAACAACCGCUGGGCUCUCAAACCGUUUCCUAAAUUUCCUAAUGUCGAAAUCAAAUUGACUAUUGAUGAAAAAGUUCCACCGAAAAGAAUCUCAUAUCUACGAAUACCAAGUCCAAUGGAACAAAAAGUUGACCAAAAGAUUCUUGAAAUGCUGCGAUGUGAUAUCAUCGAACCCGUUGAAGGGACAACUGAGUGGAUUUCCCCUAUGGUGGUCGUGCCAAAAGGGAAAGACGAUGUGCGGCUUUGCAUCAACAUGAGGUAUCCCAAUACCGCUAUCCAGAGAGAGUAUUAUCCUCUUCCGGUUAUCGACACCUUUCUUAAUAAGUUAAGAGGUUCGGUAUGUUUUUCUAAGCUGGAUAUUACAUCAGCUUUCCAUCAUAUCGAAUUACAUCCGGACUCACGAAACAUUACGACAUUCAUGACUGGGCGUGGACUCAUGCGGUUCAAAAGAUUAUUUUUCGGUAUAAACUGCGCACCUGAGAUAUUCCAGCGGGUUAUGACCCAGAUGCUGGCGGGAAUAGAUGGCGUGAUAGUUUAUAUAGAUGAUAUUGUUGUCACUGGCCGAACAUCUCAGGAGCAUAAUACCCGAUUGAAACAAGUGUUGAAAGUCCUCCGCCUGAACAAUGCUUUGCUGAAUGACAAGAAAUGCGUUUAUGGUGUUAAUGAAAUAGAGAUACUAGGUUUCAAAGUCAAUGCAGCAGGAAUCAGUCCGUCAGACGAAAAAAUUUCCGCAAUCAAAAACUUUAGGAAACCAGAAACAAAAGAAGAAAUGAGAAGUUUCCUGGGAUUGAUCAAUUUUGUUGGUCACUUCAUUCCACGCCUAUCUGCCAGAUCCGAACCAUUACGAAAGUUUAUCCGUGGCGAAGUUGAAUCGUUUGGAAAGGAACAAUGUGACGCUUUCGAUGAUCUCCGAAAUGAUUUAACGGUUAAAGUACUUAAACUUGGGUUUUUCAAUCCAGUGGAUGCAAUUGAAAUUUAUGUAGACGCCUCCCCGAGUGGUCUCGGUGCCGUUCUCGUUCAGCGCGGUAAGGACGGAAUGCCCAGAAUUAUAUGUUUUGCAUCAAAGGGGCUUACAAUGUGCGAAAAAGUGUAUCCUCAGACACAGCGAGAGGCUCUAGCUGUAGUAUGGGCGGUAGAAAAAUUCUACCUCUAUGUUUACGGUAUGCAUUUCACUUUAUACACCGACCACAAGACAUUAGAGUACAUUUAUGGAGGUAAACAUCAAAAUGGUCGUCGGGCAUGUACCAGAGCGGAAUCCUGGGCUCUUCGUCUGCAGCCUUAUACCUUCACUGUGAAACACAUUCCAGGGCAUAUGAACAUUUCUGACAUCCUAUCGCGCUUAUGCCCAAAUGGAGAAGCAGCUUUUGACGAAGAAUCCGAGCAUUUUCUCUUUGCUGCAGGGGAAGGUUUAUCGGCGAUAAGCUUGGAGGAAAUAAGGAAUGAAACGAAAAAAGAUGGCGCUCUUAUGGCUGUCGUUGACGCUCUGAAAACUGGCAAUUGGCCAACAAACUUGAUCCGGUACGAAGCGUUUAAAAGAGAGCUUGGAAUUAUGGAGGGUAUUCUGAUAAGGGACGAACGUAUUGUUCUACCACAAAGCCUGAGGAGCAAAGCACUGGAUAUAGCACACCGUGGUCAUCCUGGAGUAGUCGCUAUGCGAAAAAUUCUUCGCGAAAAAGUUUGGUGGCCUUGCAUGGACAAGGAUGUCACCAACAGGGUACACGAAUGUGCUGGCUGUGCAGCGGUCAGUUCUCAGUUCCCUCCUGAACCUAUGACCAGGAAGGAGAUCCCGGAUCGGCCAUGGCAGGAUAUCGCCAUCGAUUUUUUUACGGCCAAAGAGUGUGGCACAUUCCGCGUUGUAGUAGACUACUUUAGUAGAUUUUUGAGAGUGGUAGAGAUGAAGUCAACUGACGCAGCGCAUACCAAAUCUGCACUUCAGACGUUGUUCGACGAAUACUCUUAUCCGGAGUCCAUACGUAGCGACAAUGGACCACCAUUUACGAGCCAAGAGUUUGCUAACUAUUGCACGGAAAGAAAUAUUCGACUGAUUCAUACUAUACCUUAUUGGCCACAAAUGAAUGGCAUGGUUGAGCGGCAGAAUCAAGGUCUGCUAAGGGCUCUACAAAUCGCAAAAGCAACGCAUAAGGAUUGGCGUAAAGCUUUGAAAGAGUAUAUUCAAAUGUACAAUAGUACUCCCCACACUGUGACGGGAAAAGCACCAUCGGAGUUAAUGAAUGGCCGACCAAUCAAAGACUUCCUGCCUUCAAUCAGAACAGAUCCUUAUUUCUACCGAGAAGAAGCGGUGCGCGAGAGAGACGCGGUGGAGAAGUUGAAAGGGAAAAAAUAUGCAGAUUGUCGCAGACACGCCGCGCCUUCAGAUAUAAAAGAGAACGAUACCAGUGAUGUCGAUGGGAAUCAUGCCCGCGAUGAAAAAGCUUCAUCUGUUGAGAUGAUCCUGUAUGCACAGCAAACUCGCAUGGCUAGAGCCGAAAUGUACUCCGUAAUUUCCAACUGUUACGCUCGACCUCUAGGGCUGAGCUCCAGGCCACUUCUCCGUAUCAUAGUUUUGAUAGUGCAACGCUCGCAAGGAGACGUCUCUUGCUACUCUUUGGACCAUGACAGUUAG
Messenger RNA from Uranotaenia lowii, 3141 nucleotides. RefSeq lists its product as uncharacterized. The transcript is spliced from 3 exons. Gene Ontology annotation, molecular function: nucleic acid binding. The record is from RefSeq and is a predicted model, not a curated record. Gene Ontology annotation, biological process: DNA integration. The coding region runs from base 1 to 3141 and encodes 1046 amino acids. Lineage: Eukaryota; Metazoa; Arthropoda; Insecta; Diptera; Culicidae.